This is a messenger RNA of Pseudogymnoascus destructans, 1589 nucleotides long. RefSeq lists its product as uncharacterized. Bases 392 to 1525 code for a protein of 377 amino acids. The transcript has a single exon. The record is from RefSeq and is a predicted model, not a curated record. NCBI's taxonomy places the organism in Eukaryota, Fungi, Ascomycota, Leotiomycetes, Thelebolales, Thelebolaceae.
AAGCUUUUCACCUACGCUAAUCGUGGGGCCGUGGCCGCCGGGGGAGGGGGAGGGGGAGGAUCACGACAAGCCUUUUGUUGCUCCAUUACUCGAUGUCAAAGGAAGCCGCCACAUGGGCCCAGAAAAAAAGCUUGUGCUGGGCCCUGGCUUCUCUGAUAUAAAUUCUCCCUUUUCCACCCCGAUCCAACCUUUUUUUUCUCUCUAUCUUCUAUCGUCUCUCUCUGGCAGAGCCUUUAUUACUUUCGAUAUUUUAUUCUUUUUUAUCAACACUCCUUUCAUCCUAGACGGAUAUCACUUUCCUUCCUUCUUUUAAGUGUUACUACAUCACACACUCUCUCUCUUGAGAAACAGUCUUAUCUCUUUAUACGCUACCAACACACUCACUACGAAAAUGAUGAAGGCACAAAUCAUCGCAGCAGCCGGGCUGCUCUUCUCCUCGCGCGCCUAUGCGCAGCAGUCUCUCAACCAGGGCUCCGGAUUCGGCACCUACUACUUCGAUGUCGAACAGAUCGAAACCUGUGGCACCAGCUUUGCCGCCCAGAACCAGGGCGGAGUCAUGUGCAGCCACAUCGCCAGCUUGCCCCUUACCGACAUCAAUACUAACUAUGUUGUUGCCAUGAACAACACCCUCCUCCGCGGGGAUAUGGCCAAGUACUGCGGCAAGAAGGUCGUUGUCUCUGUCAACGGCGUAGCCUCCAGCCUACCACUCUUUAUUGGUGACGGCUGUGAGCGCUGUGGCACCGGCCCAUCCACCAGUGACACGUGGGAGGCCAACGGCGCCCCUGGACUCGACUUCAGCUACUCUGUCCUGAAUGAGCUGUCCGGAAGCGCAUGCGCUGACGGACACAUCGAUAUCACCUGGGAAAUCGUCGACGAGAAGCUCUACAACUUUGACACCGACGGAUCAGGUACCGUCCAGGGACCCGCGUCUGGAGGCAGCAGCAGUGGCAGCAGCAGCAGCGCCGCGGCUAAGGUUGCAACUACGGCCACUACUUCUACUUCUUCCUCUGCCACCCAGGAGUCUACCUCUACCUCCCAGGAGUCUACCUCUGCCUCCCAGGAGUCUACCUCUGCCACCCAGGAGUCUACCUCUGCCUCCCAGGAGUCUACCUCUGCCUCCCAGGAGUCUACAUCUGCCUCCCAGGAGUCUGCAUCCAGUGCCAGCACCAGCGUAAGCUCCGCCAGCCAGGCCGUCAACUCCCCAGCCGACGUCGCGCAAGCUGCCGUCCCAACCACGAUGAUAACACAAACCGCCAAGGCCGCUUCCACCACCUCUGAUGCUCCCACCACCUCUUACACGCCCACCGCCACUAGCGGCCUGGAGAUGCUGGCCACUCCCACAACCAGCGAACCUAGCGCGCCCUGCGCAACAGGCGUCUGGGAAUGUAACGGAGACUCUCUCAUGCAAUGCCUGGAUGGGAAGUGGGUCACCCGUGCUACAUGUGUUGACGGUUUGAGCUGUCAGGGAGGCAACUCUCCUUACUGCGCGCCUGCUGGAUUCAGCAAGGCUCUGGGUGGAAACUAGAGCGUCUUUGCCGUUUGAUAUAGAAUAUAGAGUAUAUAAAUCAAUUGAAUUAACGUCUAUCCCU